AUGGAGGAUAACGAAAAAGGUAGAUAUAAUUCAUGGACUCAGGAUGAAACAAAAGUAUUGAUUAAAUUGCUUGUGGAGACAAUUAAACGUGGAUGGCGUGAUUCUAGUGGUGUAAUAAACAAGGCAACGGUAGAAAACAAAAUACUACCAGUACUCAAUGAAAGAGUUGGAUGUCAGAAGCUCCACAAGCAUUAUCAAAGCAGAAUAAAGUUUUUGAAAAACUUAUACAAUAGUUAUGUUGAUCUUCAACGUAAUAGCUCUGGAUUUGGAUGGGAUUUUGAAACAAAAAGGUUUACAGCUUCUGAAGAAGUGUGGCAAGAAUAUCUGAAGGCACAUCCAAAAAACCAGUUUAUGCGCUAUGGCUCGCAUGAACAGUUUGAAGAUUUAAAGAUUAACUUUGAUGGUACAACUGCCAAUGGUGGCAAUUCAUUGGGAUUAAGUGAUACUACUGAUGCUAGUACUUACCUUGUUGGUGAUUAUCAAGUGAAAGAAAACUUUGGUGAAACCAGCGAUGAUGUUACUGAUGUGGCUUUUGUUUCAAAACAAAAUCUGAAAGGUCAUACAGAAAAAUAUGAUGCAUAUGUGUAUGUUUUUCUUAUUACACAGAUUUCAUAAAUCUUAUGAGUAUAGAUGAUAUUUUCAAAGUCUAGUCUUAUGAGUAAAAAUAAAAGGAAUCCACCUUUCAAUAAGAAUAGAAUUUAAUAGAUUAGUAGAAUCCAUAAUAACUAAACU
Molecule: messenger RNA, 732 nt
Organism: Raphanus sativus (radish)
Lineage: Eukaryota; Viridiplantae; Streptophyta; Magnoliopsida; Brassicales; Brassicaceae
Exons: 2
Coding region: 1-615 (204 amino acids)
Source: RefSeq, a predicted model, not a curated record